Molecule: messenger RNA, 2153 nt
Organism: Siniperca chuatsi (mandarin fish)
Lineage: Eukaryota; Metazoa; Chordata; Actinopteri; Centrarchiformes; Sinipercidae
Product: myelin basic protein-like
Exons: 4
Coding region: 306-647 (113 amino acids)
Biological process (GO): myelination
Cellular component (GO): internode region of axon; neuronal cell body; cell periphery
Molecular function (GO): structural constituent of myelin sheath
Source: RefSeq, a predicted model, not a curated record
GACGCAGCCACACCACGCCCCCACCUGGUCCGCCUCUUCUCCCGAGAUGCCCCGGGCCGAGAGGACAACACCUUCAAAGACCGACCCUCCGAAUCGGACGAGCUGCAGACCAUCCAGGAGCACAGCGGAGCGGCUUCAGAGUGCGGGUCGGAGAGCCCCGAACAGGACCUAGAAUAGGCUAGCUUUUUUUCCCUCCCUCCCUCUCUUUUCUCUUUUCCCUCCUCUGUCUUUCGGUCUCAUUUAAGAGAGAGGCAAGAACCCCACAUUUGACAAAUACAAAUAUACGACCAACCACUACUACAACUAUGGCUUCUGCAAGCAGCUCUGCACAGGCUGCCUUCGGGCUGGGCCGGAGGAAGAAGAACCCCGGCCUCCUGGACCAGAUUGGAAAGUUCUUUGGAGGGGACAAGAAGAGGAAGAGCAAGGGAUCUUUCCGAGGUGCUCUCUCUCCAGGCCCUCAGAAAGCCUCUGCGACUUCUCCACGUAAGCGUGGGGCAGAGAACGCUGUGGUCCAUUUCUUCCGCACGAUCGGCGACCAGAAGUCACAGUCUGCUAAAGCCAAGAAGGCCAGUGCAGGGGACGGCAAAGGCACCCUGACUAGGAUCUUCAAAAUGGGAAGCAGGAGUGCUUCUCCAGCCAAACGCUGAAGUCCCUGUCUACAACCUCUUCCAACAGCAGAUGUUCAAGAACACGGGACUAAAGUGGGGAAAAAGAGAACGAAAAGGAGGAAAUCUUGUUACCCCCUAAACUCUCCUUCCCUCCACCUCUGAUAACACUCUAAUGUAUGCUAAAUCCCUCAUCUCCCCCAUUACCGCCCCCCCCCACCUCUUUGGCUGGUAGAUAGCGACACAAUCUGUUGCCCCCUCCCCUGCAUGCGUUGUGCUGAGUCUGUGCAGUCAUCAUCACUGGUGCGAACUGUUUGCUGAAAUUGAUCCUGAAGCCGCUCACAUGUGCAGCCUGAAUGACCCCCUGCCCCCCUGCCAUGGCUCUCUAUACUUGUGCUUGAGUUUCUGUGGACGUCUUUGACGGUUUCUCUAACAAAACGGCGGCUAAAUCGAAGCACACCUGGAGCAGUUGAAGGUUACGGCCGGUGCAAGUCCGACUGACUUGACCGUCAUUGCCGAUUGCCGAUUGGAUGAAAGGACCGGGUUGUUUCUGUUAUAGUAAAGAGCGGUUUUCUGUCUUGUCCAACAUGUCUUCGUCAUUCCCUCAAACCUUUUCUGUGAACUCAAACAUAAACCUGUGUUUGAGUUCUGUUUUGUGAUAGAUUUAGCAGAUUUGACAUUGUUAUUGUGAGAGCCAUUUGGUCAUAGUGUGUUUUCAUUCAACCCUUGUGUCUUAGCUGUAGUUAAGUGUCCUGUCAUGAAUGUGAUGUUGUUCUAUGUUUGUCAUUAGGGCCUAAGGCUGGCUGUGGAUUUUGUGGCAAGAAUUUAAUUUCUAAACCGUCUAAAUCAAUUUUCUGCAAUAGUCACUGAAAAAAACAGAUGAAUUAGUCAUUUCUAAUGUAUCAUUUCUUUUUCAGUCCAUGAGAUAAUGGUAUACACUAAUUUUCCUCUCCAUAGGCUAUAUAUAUAUAGGCCUAACUAAAUUAUUUCGUAGUGCACUGUUUUCCACCUUUAAAAACUGCCAGACUCUGAAUCUGAAGCGAGAUGUUGGUGCUGCAGCAUGAUGCCAGAUUCAGACCUUUCCUCUUUGCUUUAAUGUAGCUAGGUCUCUUCUUUGUCUUCGCUGUUUCUAUCUUAUGCACAGCUCACAUAGUGUAAAUUAAAUUCUCAAGUGCCUUUCCUCCUGACUACCAAAGCAAUUUCCUUCUUGUGUAUAAUUUAAAAACACAAACACAAUUUCAACAAAGGUGCUCUGUAACUAACUCUGUGCAAGUUUUUCUGGAAACAAAAAAGUCUGUUGAAGAAAAGUUCAGCACCACCACGUGUGCUGUUCAUCCAUUUUCCAAAUGUGUUAAAAAAGCAGGCGUGUGUGAUCUGUUCAUCUCUCCUUCUGUUUGUGUGUGCUUGAGCCUCGAGAGUGCUGUGUAGUGUUUUUCUAAAUGGAUCCUGUGGAUGAAUGUAAAGGUCCUCUUCAUUAUUGUAUGUGUAAUAAAACAUGACCAGCCACUUAACUGAGAAUAAACAAUAAAAAUUAUAAAACCACCUCUA